Plasmodium fragile is the source of this 4620-nucleotide messenger RNA. RefSeq lists its product as uncharacterized. The record is from RefSeq and is a predicted model, not a curated record. Bases 1 to 4620 code for a protein of 1539 amino acids. The transcript has 4 exons. NCBI's taxonomy places the organism in Eukaryota, Apicomplexa, Aconoidasida, Haemosporida, Plasmodiidae.
AUGGAUGGUCAUCUCAGCAUAAGUGCAAACGGAAAACAGACAAGUGACGGGGGGUGUCUGUUGAACGUCGCUGAUGGUGAGGAUGCACCGGUUAGGGAAAAUAUGCACAACACAUGCAAAUCUUGUGGCGAAAGUCAAACUGGAAGCCCAAGGCAAACAUACAAAAAGAGAAAAAAAAAAAAAAGAAAAACAAAAAAAGAACAGUUCAAAAGGGAUAAUAACUUAGUAGCGUUCGAUUACAGCAAAUAUUACGAACGCGUUAACAAGUGGAAUGAAAAAAGACGGGCAUACACAAAGACGGAAAAUUAUGAGGUGGAAAAAAAGGAAACCAGCAAGGUGUGGAAGACGAAGGGGAGCGAACGGGCAGGGAAAAAAAAGCAAAAGAGGAAGUAUGAAGUUUCGCAGUGCCUCUCAAUCCAUCAGCGGAAAAAUAACAGAACUGGGGGUAAUGAGAAGGAUCUGUGUGGGCCAAAGGGAAGGGGUGACCUGCUCUCCAAAUUGGCUAAAGAGGGACGAAGCAGAGUCAAAAGCCACAGCAGCUGCAGCAGUGACAACUGUGGGGAGGGCAACAACCAGGCGGGUAAAGGAAAAAAAAGUGGCCCCCCAUGUGGGAACAACGACAAUCACCAAGAGGGCCUCGUUGACGAAGACGAUGGAAGAAACGAAAAAGAGGAGGCCCAGACGAACGAAUGGACAAAUGAAGAAAGCAAUCCUGACAACCCUACGCAUGACCCCCUAAUGGUGAAGCACGAGGAUAACUCCUUCUCCCCCUUCAUAUGUCCCAGUGAACGUAAAAGGCAUGCGCAGGAUCGAGUGGGGGAAACAAGUGAUAUGCAUAUUAACGCUAGGUCUAAUGAAACGAUUGUGGAGAAUGAGGACAAGAUGGCCUACUCGAAUAGGACCAUAGCGGACAGCUUCGACGACGUGGUCAGUUUGAGUCUGCGUGCUUCAAACGGAGACAAUUUGGAUGAUUCCAAGUUCAGCGGUGAUCAUUUCGAGGGAGACCACGCCAACUGGAACCACCUCCACGGGGACUACCAGAAUUUGCUCCGCAACCCUACGGUCCUUAUGAAGCCGAAAGAGCCUAACAGGCACAUGUGCGGUCCCCCCUUGGAGCAACCCAACGGAUACAUGAUCGGUAGACACACAGAAAAGGACAUGGUGAAAGAAAGGACAAAGAGAACGGAAAAGGGAACCCCCAAAACAAACAUAUACAACGAAAGGUUUCAAUUUGAGGUACGUGAUCCUAAUAGGAACUCGCAUGAGGAGGAUAUACUGAGCCGCCCUCUAAAAAUGCAUGACCCAUUUUGCACGCAUAAUGGAGGGAACAACUGGGAUCAUUCGAGCGUCUGCCCAAACACCUUCGCGAGUUAUUAUCAGCCAAAUGGUGCCCCCCCUGAAGGCAUCUACAAGGGAAUAUAUAAAGGCAUCGAUAAAGAGAGCCACGGAAGCAGCUGUGAUCGACUGCGCAGCCGCUUCUCCGAUUUCUACUACAAGUGGCCCCCCCUGAGCAUCAAAAACCCAUUCGCCUUCAUCUACAAAAGUGCCAAAUUUUUUGGCCUCGUUCAAGAGGCAUAUAGAAAAAGGACAACCCGAGAAGCACAGCCACACACAACCACCACAAUAAACGUAUAUGCAAAGAGAAAAAAAAUAUACACAAAGGAGGAACACAUAAGCAAAUUGGACAUCUCCAAGAAAGACCUUCUCUUCAAUUUUGAGAUGGAUAAUUUGAACUCCUCGGAAAAUUCCUCACUACAAAUUUGGGAAGGCUCUACAAGCAAAGUCAAAGGCGCUGUUCCAACAUACAGCUGGAGGGAAAACAAAAUCAGCAGAGACUUCACCAAGCAGUUCGGAAUAACGCCCCCCCAACAAGAGAGCCUCCUAAGAAGGUUAAGCGGCGUGGAAGAAUUGCACACGUGCGACACAGAUGAGGAGGGAAUAAAGGAGGACAGAAAAAGGCCCAUUAUGAGUAUGGUACAAAGUGCUCCUGAGGCUGAAGAACAAGUGAACCUCCCGGGGAGACACAAAACUGAUGAAGAGGAAAAGGAAGAAAAGCCCAUGAACAAACACAAACAACUAAUAGACGUAGGGAAAAAAGACACGAAUAGAAAUUUUGAUAUUUUUUUAUCCCUGUUCAUGAAGCACGAAAAAAAAGAAGAAUUCCUCUUCUGCCUAAUAUGCGACGAAGAGCUGACGGAAAAUUCUAUUUUUUUUCAAAAUUGCAUCAAGCCAAUGUUAGACGAAUAUAGAAAAUCUAAAUUUGAGAAAGUGAAAAAAGAAAAGAAUACCUCCCCCGAUGUAUCCCUCAGCGACAUACAUAUAAACAAAAUAAUCCUAGAAAUUAUGAUCCCAUCUAUAAAGAAAAAGUACCUCAAGUAUGUAAGUGGGUUGUACGAUAAAAAGGAACCCACACCUAAUAACGAUAUUAACGCAUCAGAUGAGCUACAAAAGGAGGUACUCGAAAUUAACCAGAAAAUGGAAAACUUAAAUAUCAAAUCGCUAGAUAAACAUAGCACUGAUGUAUAUAUAAAAGAAGCUAGCCGUUAUGAAAAAAAAAUAAAAUUAAUUGAAAAACCCAAAUGGAGCAAUGAACAAAAUUUAAAAAAACUCCUUCUAAAACAACAAAAUUAUAACCCCUUUACUAUAUUUGGGACUAGCAUUAAGGAGGUACAUCUAGAAGAAGUCUUCACCCUCGACGUAUACAACAACUACGUAACCAAUGAAGACAGAUUUAGAAACAAAAUUUUGUACGAUUUGUACGUAGGAAAGUAUAUACAAAAUUUGUACCACAAAAUUGACUACCAGGAAUGGACCUUUGUUCUUGACUCUCUGAAAAAACAGUGGAAAUAUUUUACCAACCUAGAAUGUAAUAUGUUCCUAGAUCCUCUACUGUUGGAAGAAAUUUUAUGGUACAUUGAUGAAAACAAAAUGUAUAAGGACAAAAGUGAAGAAAUGUACACUUAUGAAUACUGCUUCUGUCCUACUCCUGAUCCUACCAAGGAGAUGAAUCUGAAUGACGUAAAACACUUUGCCACAUCAAUGGCGGAAAGGUACACGUUGCACCAGGAUGUAAAGUAUAAAAAGUUGUCCCUAAAUGAGGAAAGUUUCUCCCCACACAAGACGCUUAUUUUAAAAUAUGACGAUGUUAGCGUGGACCAAGACAUAUUGACUUUUGCAGGAAGGCAGAAGGAAAAACUGACAAAGGAGGCCCUUCUUUUUAAUGUACCUAGACCAUCUAGCACAUUUUACUACGACUCGGACUUCUUUGAAAAUAAAAUAAAAAAACACAUGUUCAGGAAGAAAGUGAAACGCUGCAAGGGUAACUUGGAUGUGAAUUCUCCAUCCGGGAAAGAGGAGGAACCCUUUACAAUAAAAUACAAGUCCAAAAAAUGGACCUCGCAAAAAUUUUUUGACAACUUUUUUUCUAAUUAUUACCUUUACAAUUUUGACAGAAUGGACAGCUUCCCGGAUUACAUACCUAGUUUAAUGCCUGAACAUUCAGGCUGCGACAUAAAUGUUAUACACUUUUCGGAGCCAUACCACAAAAUCACGAAGCAGGAACAGCGUGAGGAUCCCGAGUUAAAGAGAGUCCUCGCACAGAAUAUAUAUGACAACGUAAAAAACAGCAUCACCUAUUUGGAACAGACUCAGUAUAACCCGUGUGAGUGCAAUCACUGCCGAAGCGACAUAGCGGACGCCACACUCGAAGACAAAAAACUGCGCAAUAACGUCUCAACUGCCCAACUAGGUUACAAAAAGGAAUGUCCAAAGGCAUGCGUGGAAGAUAGAGAAAUCAUCCCGAAUAGACUACAGUCUAUAAGCGCAGUGGAGGGGAAAACUUCUCUCCAUCCUAAAACGUACAAUAUAUUGAAGAACCACAAGGAUAGUUUGGAAAUUCAUCAGAGCAUUCCCCCUCUAAUGUGUGAAAGCUUCGCCGAAUUUACCCCCCGUAGUAGCCCCCACCAGAAAAAUCAACGUCUACCCGAAGAAGAAGACAACAUGAAUAACCACAGAUAUGGAGAGUAUUCCCCAAUGAACGGAUUUGGAUACAACCACCAUAACACCAUGAAUCCAAAUGGGUUCUGCACAAACACGUAUAAUAGAGAGCUUCCAAAUUUAACCAUGCAGCAACAUAAUAUGCAUGGAAGGAACAACCUCAUGUUCGAGGAUGGUAACAUUCCAUAUGGUCUUUAUGGACAGUCGAAUUACACAGGGACAAAUUCUCUCACGUAUGGAGGUGGUACCCCCUCGCAUGAUCCCAAAAUGAUGUAUAGAAGGAACCACGAAACGAACGAACCGUUUUAUAAUCACUCCCCGAUGGGAAGUGGAAUGGGUUACAACACGCCCUUCCUGCCCCCACAGGCAUACUACCCAAGCAUGAAACGCAAUUUAACGAAAGAGGGAUAUACGCACGGUUAUCAUUACAUGAACAACGCUAAUAACAAUGGUGCACUCACCAAAUAUCCUUCAGAAAGCGUCGCGGAUAAGGGUUCAAAAAAAGAAUCGUGCAGGAAAAACCUAUCCAAGGUGAAAAAGGGCGAUAUAGACAUCAACAUAGAAACUUCUUCCUCCGGUCGAAAGGGGGUCAUAAUAGAUUUGAACAUCGGCGUUGGCAAUUAA